AAAACAGAAUGACAUUGUGACUAACAAAGUUGUACGACUUAAAAUAAAUAAAUAUGAUAAAUCAUUAUCGUGUUCAUUUUGGAAGGGAAACGCAGAUAAAGGACCUAGGCCUACCACGGGCGGUUCACAAUAACACGCUACAGAAGGACCUACCUUCGGAUAAAAAGAUUAAACAGAGCUUUUGAGACACUGCUGUGAUUGAUUGUGAUCUUGUUGCAAUAAAUAGAGCGUCGAUUACAAGUUGUUUUAAUGAGGCUAGAUCGGCAAAACGCUUGAUACUAUUAUGUCGUGCCUAAUGAAUGAAUAUGAACAUAUGUAGCGACUCGAGUAGUCUACCAAAGUCAACACAGUAAUAGCACCACCAGACGGAUUAGAAUAGGGAAUAUUGAGGUUAGAGACAUUCAGCACACAUGUAACUUCGCCUCGUAUAUGACAUCAGAUGUGGUAUACUGCUGUAAAUCUGAUCGUCCUGUGCCACUGUCUAAUAAAAUGGCUACCCUAUGUUCGACAAUCAAACGACGUGAUAUGAUAUCUGUUAUUCCCACCGUAUCCCAUCAGUCAGCGCAACAACCGAUUUUAAUCUUUAGGCCCAUUAACAUAAUGAAUGUUGACAUAUUACAAUUUUAAGUAUCGAUUCAGUCCCACCGAAGCUCAUAGUUACAUCAACCCAAUAACAGCCAUUAUGUUCGCUACAGUCGAUGUGCUUAAAGAUAUAUUUGACGAAGUGGUUCGGAGCUAGCACUACUAGCCCCACUGCUAACCUCUUACCGACGCGGAUCGGCGUAAAGACGCAAGGCAAAGUUGCGUCUGCACGCCGAUCCGUUUACGCGACCCAGCGCAACGCAACCAAAUAUGACGCAACGCGACGCAAACAAACGCGACGCAACGCAAGUGAAGUGAUGAUGGUGACCCAUACAAGGGUACCAGAGGCAAAGUUGAGCUGCAAAGCCAAGUAGCUGCAAGCCAGGAUACAGCGCACACAGCCUCGGAUAUGAAUAUGCACCGAUGGUCGUCCACUUUUGUUUUUAGACACAUCGUCUGGCGGACGAUUUAGUGCAAACUUGCAGUUAGUUGUCGUAGCAGCGACCUGCUGGCGUGAGAGAUUCCUGAGCUGCUUGGGGAGCUAGCUUCCAGGCUAGUUCACACCAAGCAAGGACUUAGCCGAGCAGCUAAGGAGGCUUUUAACACUGCAUCAACUCGGUUGGACUUUUUCCAUUCUGGGAUUCCUUGAUUUGGACAUUUUUGUAUCGGAUCGGAGCUCAUGGACCUGACGGCAAAGUGAGCGUAGCGUGGCUGGAGAUAAGGGAUUAGUGGCGGCUCUGUGGAGCUAGCCCCGCGGAUCAGCCUGCUACCAGCCCCGCACUUCCCCCACUCCUCCCCGAGCCGGCUAGCCACGUUAGCCCGGUACAUAACAUGAGAAAACCGUCCACGUUUUGUGAAGCUGCGUGGUUCGCCGUGUUAAACUGAUGUAUGAGGACUCCACAUUUGGGUUGUAAGAUCUCUCUAAAGGAGGUCAAACUCGAUAGAGGGGAUGGAUGAGCAGAAAUCGAACUGCGAAGAGAAUGACUCGGAACCAACAGCUGAUGACGGUGCCCCUGCAAAGCAGUCUCUCAAAUCUGGGGAGGAGUCGGAGACGAUUCCUCUUGAGGAUGACAAGUCUGGCGCUACGCCCGCCAUGUCCAGCACAUUGGUGGAGAGUACGAGGGCCUGUGCACUCUGUAACUGUGUAGAGCGCAGCCUUCAUGGACAACGGGAACUCCGACACUUUAGGCCAUCUUCCGAUCCGCCGACCCUGGAACCCACCGCCUCUUCCCUCCCAGGGCCUGGGAACGAUGACCUGUCUUCCAUCGGAUUCUCCGACUCCUCUUGCCUCGCAGCACUCUUUGACGACUCGGGGGGAUGUUGGGUCCAUCACUGGUGUGCAGUGUGGUCGGAGGGAGUGAAGCGGUUGGAGAAUGACCAACUGGAGGAUGUAGACACGGUUGUUAUCUCAGGGACACAACGGCAUUGUGAAUACUGUAAGCGGCUGGGCGCGACGAUACGAUGCCAUGCUGAGGGCUGCUCCCGGUUCUACCACUUCCCCUGCUCGGCAGCCAGUGGCUCCUUUCUGUCCAUGAAGAAGCUUGCGCUCCUGUGUUCAGAGCACAUGGACAAGGCAGAAGAGUUGGUGGGUGAGGAGGCUUGGUGUGCAGUGUGCGACUCUGCAGGGGACCUUCUGGACCUGCUGUUCUGUACCGGUUGUGGGCAGCAUUACCACGCCACCUGUCUUGAGAUCGGAGCCACGCCCAUCCAGCGGACGGGCUGGCAGUGCCCCGAGUGUAAAGUGUGCCAGACUUGCAGAAAUCCAGGGGAAGACACAAAGAUGUUGGUCUGCGAUGCCUGUGAUAAGGGCUACCACACCUUCUGCCUCCAGCCAGCCAUGGAAACCCUCCCCUCUGACCCUUGGAAAUGCAGGAGGUGCCGAGUGUGCUCAGAGUGUGGCGUCCGUGGCUUAGCACUCCCAGGCUCCACCCAGUGGUUUGAUAACUACGCUGUGUGUGAGGACUGCCAGCAGCAGCGGAGCUCCAAAUGUGCUGUGUGCAGUAAAGCGGCCUCCCCAUCUGUCACCCUGCAGAGCUGCAGCCUGUGCCACAGGCAUGUGCACAGUGAAUGUGCAUUGGCGGCUGCAGAGUCUACAGGAGAUAAGUACACCUGUCUGCUCUGUAAGGAGGCUCCGCCUCCGCUGGACCCAGCAGAGACCCGGGCGGGAGAGGCCUCGGAGGAGGACAACGCGGUAAUAAAGAUGACCACCGAGCCGUCGGAUGAACCAGUGGUCGCAAAGGAACGCACAACCACGUCUGCAGAGGGGUUGAUGGUUGGAGCGGAGGCUGUAGAGGACGAGACGCCCAUGGAGUUGGGGUCUGAAGCCGACGCUGUUGAGAAGGUAGAAGUGGAGGAGAGCAGUAAGAAGGUGGAGCAGCAGCAGCAGCCCGAAUCGGAGGAGGUCAUCUCAGAACAGCCCGCUGCUCCGGCUACAGAAUGUGGAGGAUCAGAACAGGAGGCCACUUGUGCUCCCGCUGUAGAAGAGACGGCAGGGCAGUCGGAGAGCCGUCAGUCCCCAGCCUCUCCUCCCCAGGCCGGGACCCAUUCUACCGAGUCUCCCGUGAGGCCCACACCGGACUCACAGCAGGGCCCUGGGGAGCUGGAGGGACCUGCGAUGCAGGAAGGGGACACCCGCGCUGAACAGAGAACCAUCUCCACCACGGCCCCACCAUCCAAUCAGGCUCCAUCAACAUCCACACCUGAAGAGGAGGAAGAGGAGGAAGAGGAGGAUGAGGAGGAUUCUGAACCCAUGGCAGUCGACCGGGAGGACCAGAAGAAGCCGGCUCCAUGUCUGGGGUCCAGCCCUCCUUCCCCCGCCUCACCUCGGCCCCCCUCUGCUCCAGCCGACACCCAGGGGUGCCCCUCUGCCGACGAGGCAGACUGCAGAGCACUGCCUCAGUCAGAGGAGGAGGAGGACGAGGAGGAGGAGGAGGAGGAAGAGGAGGAUGACGACGAGGACGGCGGCGAGCCGAUGAAGUGUCUCCGGGUGAAGAUCAAGCAGGAGCCGGUGGAGCGGCAGGUGAAGGUGGAGCUGCUGGACGAGGCCUCCAACAUGAGCCCCGGCGACGGGAGCAGCAGUGGCUUCCUGGGGUCCCCGGCGGAGCCCGACCCCCAGGACUUCUGCCUGCUGCCGGCGCGCCGCUCCCGCGCAGACUCCCUGCUCACGGAGACGGACGACUCGCUGCCCUUUGAGCCGCAUAAAUGUGACGGCGAGAAGCUGCGGCGGAGAGGGUCCCCCGGGCGCUCGCGGAUCAAACAGGGGCGGGGUAGCGGUUUCCCAGGGAAGCGGCGCCCUCGUGGUGGUGGUGGAGGAGCUGGAGCAGGGCGGGGGCGCGGUGGGAGGUCACGCCUCAAAGCCAUGGCCUCCUGCAUUGACGCCUUCCUGCUGAGCAUGACGGAAGAGACUGGACACAAUAAGGAAGAGGGAGGCGAGGUAGAAGAGGAAGACGAGGCCAUGCAGAACACCGUGGUGCUCUUCUCAAACACCGAUAAAUUUGUCUUGCUCCAGGACAUGUGUGUCGUGUGUGGCAGUUUUGGGAAGGGAGCCGAGGGACAGCUGUUGGCCUGUGCUCAGUGUGCACAGUGUUACCAUCCAUACUGCGUAAACAGCAAGAUCACCAAGAUGAUGCUGCGUAAGGGCUGGCGCUGCUUGGAGUGCAUCGUGUGCGAGGUGUGCGGGAAGGCCUCGGACCCGUCGCGCCUGCUGCUAUGCGACGACUGCGACGUCAGCUACCACACCUACUGCCUGGACCCGCCCCUGCACACGGUCCCCAAGGGCGGCUGGAAGUGUAAAUGGUGUGUGAGCUGCGUGCAGUGCGCCUCCCACUCCCCCGGCUUCCACUGCGAGUGGCAGAACAACUACACCCACUGCGGCCCCUGUGCCAGCCUGGUCACCUGCCCCGUCUGCCGGGAGAACUUCAUGGAGGAGGAGCUCCUGCUGCAGUGUCAGCACUGCGACCGAUGGGUCCAUGCAGUGUGUGAGAGUCUGUACACGGAGGACGAGGUAGAGCAGGCCUCCGAUGAGGGCUUUGCGUGCACUUCCUGCACUCCCUACGUCCCCAAGCCCGUAGUGGUGGAGUCGGCCAUCAUGGCCUCCAUAAAGAUCAAGGAGCCAGAGCCCCAGUUCUACCGGCUGGAGGGCGUGUGGCUGACGGAGUCGGGCAUGUCCCUGCUGCGCAGCAUCUCCAUGUCCCCGUUGCACAAGAGGAGGCAGCGGCGCUCCCGCCUCGGAGGCCUCUGUGGGGACGGCGGAGACGGCCUGGAGCUCAAAGAGGGCGACGGCGGCGACGGCGACGAGGGCAAAGGGGAGCCGAUGGACUGUGAGACUAAGAUGGAGCCACCGGGGACCCCCGAGAGAGAGCUGGGAGCGGAGGGCAGCGGUGAGGGCCUGGGCUACUGUGACGGAGUCAAGGGAGGCGCAGAGGAGACGGAGGACGGCAAGAAAAGGAAGAGGAAACCCUACCGACCUGGGAUCGGGGGCUUCAUGGUGCGGCAGAGAAAAUGUCACACGAGGAUCAAGAAAGGAUUCUUCGCCCAGCUGGCUGGAGAGACCACUUUAGACGGACAGCCAUUGGAAAGAACUAUCGAAGAGGGUCCCCAUCCCGACACGGACAACAUCAUGGACCCCAAGCCAGCCGAGGGCGAGGAGCAGAAGAAACGCCGGGGGAGAAAGAAGAGCAAACUGGAGGACAUGUUCCCUGCAUAUCUCCAGGAGGCGUUCUUUGGCAAGACACUCAUUGACAUGAGUAAGAAGGCGGUGGUGAUACCUCCGGUCCAGAGGCCAGGAAUGUGCCCUUCUCGACCCCCGGAGCCGGCCUUACCCGGCCUCAUCCCUCCAGUCCAAGAGGCUGAAGCCCAGCACGGGAUGACCGAGGCGACUCUGCCUCUCAAGCGCGAGGUGGUGGACACACCCCUGUCUCAGGGAGAGGGAGCAAGAGUCUCUACGCCUUCCUCGUCGGUGAAGGACCAGGCCUCCUCCGAUCCUCACGGCUCCGAUGCAGAGAAAAGUGACGGUCUUCCUCAAGGCAUGGAGAGCCAAGAUUCGGAGCAGUUCUUCCGCAGGGUGCUGGGGGUGUCCGAUGGCUCCACUCUGGAGGGCAUGAAGCCCAUCUUAGAGGGCAGUAAAGGAGAGCUCAACCGCAACGCGUUGCAACAGAGACCUCUCCUCUCAGGUUCCCUGCCCUCAGCUGGAGUGAUGGACACCUUCCCUGGCCUUGCCCAGUCUCCAUUCUUUGACAUGCGGGACCGUGGGGGGCUCUUCAGUCCAGACGGUGGAGAGGAAAGCCCCUGGGCCACGCCCUCGACUCCGGCCACCCCUUCCACGCCACCCACCCCCACCGAGGUAGAGGGCGACGGGCUCUCCUACAACCAGCGCAGCCUCCAGCGCUGGGAGAAGGACGAGGAGCUGGGGGAGCUGUCCACCAUCUCCCCCGUGCUCUACGCCAACACCAACUUCCCCACGCUCAAGCAGGACUACCCAGACUGGGCGAGUCGCUGCAAACAGAUCAUGAAGAUCUGGAGGAAGGUCUCUGCGGCUGACAAGGUUCCAUUUCUGCAAAAGGCCAAAGAUAAUCGAGCAUCUCAGCGCAUCAACAAGGCACAGAAGCAGGCGGAGAGCCAGGUGUGCCGGCCAAUCAAGACAGAACCAGGACGAGUGAAGGGCGAGCGGCCAAGCCUCCACCUCCAGAUCCCUCCCCCCUCGGGCUCCGCCUCCACCCCGUCCCAGCCCAGCUCCGCGGAGAGCCCCUUCCCUUUCCCUCCGAGCCACGGCUCCUCUUCCGCCUUUUUCCCGGACGGGCCCCCGAAGACGCCGGGCUCUGCCGAGAUCCGGACGGAUCCGUUUGCCAAGCUGCCUCCUCAGUCCCCGCGCGCCCACUCCCAGCCCUCCACCCCCUUCUCCCAGGCCGGGACCAGCCCCUCGCAGGCCAACUCCUCAGGUUACCCUCCUCCUGGCCCGCACGGUCCACCUCAGGGACGGCCGGCCCCCGGCCCCUUCGACAUGCAACCAGGCACCCCUGGCACUCCCCGGCGGGCCCAGCAGGUAGAUCCCUAUUUCAGAUCGCAAUUGCAGCAGCAGCAGCAGCAUCAGCAGCUGCAGCAGCAGCAACAACAACAUCAGCAGCAGAGUCAACAGCUUCAGAUGCAACAAGGCUCUCUGGAGUCCUUAGGACCUCCACAAAGUCCUCAUUCAAGGGCUGGUGGACCCGGGGAGCCGCUCUUCUCUCCUCCGCACACCCCCCACUAUGGGGAUCCCUUCCGAUGCCAGCAGGGGAUGGGCCGCCCGGAAUAUGGCUCAUCUUCCUCCCCUUCGGCGAUGGCCGCCUCACCUUCGGGCCCGGGGCAGUACCGGGCUGAUAUCAACGCGCCUUCACCCCGCUCCUCCUCGAUGGGGCGGAUCGAUUUGGCCACGGGCUCCCCUGCAGGAAUUCUGGAGUCCGGUGAUGGUUUGUUUAAGGCCCCGCUGAUGCCACGGAUGCACCAAGGGGAAGGCGGGCCGCUCCAUCCCGGAGCUUCCCCCAAUCACCCCUCGGAGGCCUACAGGCAGUCCCCCUCCAACCCCUUCUCCGACCCCUACGGCCAGCCUCCCCUCACUCCAAGACCUCAGUCGGGAGACGGCUGCUCCCCUGUGCCCCAAAGGCACGCCGUGGUCCAACACGAGACCUGCCCCCGGGUGCCGUCGAGCCCUCAGUCCCAAGGCAGCGCCCCGUCGCCCCUCACCCCCGGGGGCCUGUCAAACGACACCUUCUCAGUCCAGUCUCCUGGCGCCAAUCGCUUCCAGUCUCCCGACACCUACUCCCGACCGCCGUCUCGGCCCCAAUCCAGAGACCCCUUUGCCGCCCUCCACAAGCCCCCGCGGCCCGCCUCCGCCGCCCCCGACGGCGUGCCGAGCUACAGAGGUUCCCCUCACCCUAACCAGCCGCCCCCCGCAUCCCCCACCUCCAACCCCAACGGGGAUCACAUCUCCGGGAACACCUCGGCACCCCCUCCUUUUAGCCGCAGCCUUAGCACCUCCACCUACCAGAUGACCCAGCAGCAGCAGGCUCAGAUGACCCAGCAGCAGCAGGCUCAGAUGACCCAGCAGCAGCAGGCUCAGAUGUCCCAGCAACAGGCUCAGAUCUCCCAGCAGCAGCAGGCUCAGAUGUCCCAGCAACAGGCUCAGAUCUCCCAGCAGCAGCAGGCUCAGAUGUCCCAGCAGCAGCAGGCUCAGAUGUCCCAGCAGCAGCAGGCUCAGAUGACCCAGCAGCAGCAGGCUCAGAUGUCCCAGCAGCAGCAGGCUCAGAUGUCCCAGCAGCAGCAGGCUCAGAUGUCCCAGCAACAACAGGCUCAGAUGUCCCAGCAGCAGGCUCUGAUGUCCCAGCAACAGGCUCAGAUGUCCCAGCAACAGGCUCAGAUGUCCCAGCAGCAGGCUCAGAUGAACCAGCCUCAACUCCAGCUGCAGCAGCAUGUCCAGCAGCAAGCCAUGGCAGCAGAUGGUUUCAACCCCAGGCUUUCUUCCGGGUCCCAUGACCCAACAUCUGUCCGCCCUCCAGAAUCGCCCCAGCAACCAGCGAUGCCCGUGAGCCAAGACACGCCAGAGGUGCUGGAUCCUGCGUUGGUGGGCCUCACCCCAUCCGAGUUGGAGAAGCAUCGACAGCGACAGAAACUGCGAGAUUUCUUAAUCAAGCAACAAGUCCUAAGGGGCGUGCGGCACGCAAAGCCGGCUGCCGCUCCCUCCAGCAACCCCGCCGCUGGCUGGCAUGGAGGAGACCUGGCACAGUCCCACAAGGCCCCACCGCCUUAUCCACAGGACCGUGUUGCUGCUGCUAUAUCCGGACCCCAGGCUGCUAUGGCCAGGAAGAUGCCAAUGGCUAUUGGGGGCAUGGAGGAAAAGCUCCUCUGCCCACAAGCUCUGGAAACCCCUGGCGUUUUGGAUCCCAAUGCAAUGAGACAACCCGGACCCGGCAACCCUCAAGCCAUGUAUGGCCGUCCACCGUUCCCUCCUCAGUGGCAGGGUCAGGCGUCCGGCCCCCGGAGGUUCCCACCGCCUGGCAUGGACUCCAUGCCCCCCCGGCAUCACCUCAACCCUGCCGUCAAUAUGCAGGCCAUGCAGGGGAUGGUGAACCCCCGUGGCAUGAUGGCUGGGCCCGGAGAGGCCAUGCAGCCAAUGGGGCAGGGACCCCCACCGCAGUUCAUCGAGUUAAGGCACAACGCUCAGAGGUUGCCCCUCGGACCCCAUUUCAUGCUCAGAGGGCCACAGGCCAGACCCCGUCUCUGCCCUCCCCAGCAGGACCUCGCAGCGCCUUAUGUGCAGCAACAUACCAUGCAGGUCGACCGGGCCGGCGACUCACAGAUGGGGCUGCAGCAGGGAGGACUAUCGAUGUUGAUGCCCACUUGCCCUGCAACGCAACAAGGCCAGCAUCCGCAACAAACAAUCGCUCACUCGUCCAACCAUCCUGGAUCACAGCAACAGCAGCAACAACCGCAGCAGCAGCAGCAACAACAGCAGCAGCAGCAACAACAGCAGCAGCAGCAGCAUCAUCCUCCACAGCCUAGCAUAGGGCCUCAGGUUGACCCGAGCGUCGACCUGCCUGAACCUGACCUGGAGGGCCUUUCGGACGCCCCUGGGGAUGGCGGUGUGGAGGACGACGACCUGGCCCUCGACCUGGACCCUGACAAAGGAGAUGACGACCUGGGUAACCUUGACAAUCUAGAAACCAAUGACCCACACCUUGACGAUCUGCUGAACAGUGACGAGUUUGAUCUGCUGGCCUACACUGACCCCGAGCUCGACCAAGGGGACCCAAAGGACGUGUUCUCGGACCAGCUCCGCUUGGUGGAGGCGGAGAGCGAGGCGCCUACUGCCUCUGGCUCUGCUGACAUCAAGGUGGAGCAGAAACCCAAGCUGGAGCCUGGACAGGUUUCGGAUACGUCGGCCUCAUCAGCUCUUCACGCUCCCCCCUCAGAGACGGCCAGCACCUCCAAAAUCAAACUGGAGGACCGAGGCCUAAUGCCACAGCAUCAGGACGGACAGAUGGUCAUCAAAGACGAGAUGGGAGAGGCCGUAUCCAUGUUACUGGGUGGAGCGGGUGCAUCAGGCAAGCAGACACAACCGCAGGCUCCGUCUGCCUCUCUCAGCUCUGUUCGCUUAGGGGGAAUAUCCUACCCUCUCCCGGGUCAAGGCGAUCCCCUCUCGUUCCCUCCGUCCACCCCACACCCAGACCUGGGGGCGGACCCACUGGGGCUGCCCGAUGUCGGGGGUCACACCUCUCCUUCUGUAGACAUGGCCAAGGUAGAGAGCUCUUUAGACGGGGAGUUGCCUCUUCUCAUACAGGAUCUACUGGAGCAUGAGAAGAAGGAGCAGCAGAAGCAGCAACAGCAGCAGCAGCAGCAGCAACAACAGCAACAUCAGCAGCAGCUCAGCUCCAUGCACCAGGCAGGCAUGCCCAGCCACAUGCAGGGCAUGCCCGGUCAACAGCCCAACCCGCAGGCCCCUCCUGGCGCCCUGAUGCUGCAGCAGCAGCACCACCACCGUCCACCUCCCCAAGUCAUGAUGGGCCAGCCGGGAAUGGGUCCGCGGCCCAUGCACGCCAUGCAGCCCCAGCACCAGCAGCAGAGGUUCAUGGGACCAGGAAUGGCUCCUCCACCUCACAUAGCUCAGCAGCAGGCCAUGAUGAGGCUGGGUCAGCCUGGGGGCAUGCACCCCGGGAUGAAUCACCAACCACAACAGCAACCCCAAAUGGGCAAACAGCCCCCCAUGGCCAAUAACUUCUUCCCAAACAAAGAUUUGGAUACAUUUGCUUCAGAUGACAACAUGGAUCCCAUUGCAAAAGCCAAGAUGGUGGCGCUAAAGGGCAUCAAGAGAGUGUUGGCACAAGAUCCACUCGGUGUCCCACCUGGGAUCAACAGACAACAAGUGUCUCUGCUGGCCCAGAGGUUGGCCUCUGCCCCAGGAGCCGAUCAACUUGGGCAGGCUGUCCCGGGAUCAUCCAAGGAAGGAGAAACCAGUACGCCUCUCCAGACAAGACCCAAUCCCCCGCAGUACUCAAGGAAUAACAGGUUAAAUGACGCCGAGCAGCAGCAGUACGAGGAGUGGCUCAUCCACACCCAGCAGCUGCUCCAGAUGCAGUUGAAGUUCUUAGAAGAACAGAUCGGCGCUCACCGGAAGUCCCGCAAGGCCCUCUGCGCCAAGCAGCGCACGGCCAAGAAGGCCGGGAGGGAGUUUGCCGAGACCGACGCAGAGAAACUCAAACUGGUGACCGAAGAACAGAGCAAGAUCCAGAAGCAGCUGGACCAGGUCCGCAAGCAGCAGAAGGAGCACACUAACCUCAUCGCCGAGUACAAAAGCAAACAGCAGCAGCACCAGCAGGGCUCUGGCUUAUUGAAGCCCGGCCCCUCUGCACUGGCCCCUCCUCACAUGCUCUCCAAGAUGCCUGGCCAGAUGAUGAUGGGCCAGCCGCCUGGCAUGAUGCCCCAGGGGCCGCCCUUCAUGGCCGGGGCUCCCCCCCAGAACCCCGGGGUCCUUGGUCCCCGGCCCCCGGGUCCUCCGGGCGCCCCCGCGGGCUAUUUCCCCCAGGGGCCCGGGAUGCAGGGCGCCGACCCUCGGCUCCUCCAAGAAAGACAGCUGCAACAUCGCAUGCAGCUGGCCAAGCUCCAGCAGCAACAGGCGAUGAUGGGCCAGCACCCAAUGGCACACCCAGGCCCACAGCCCGGGGCCAUGCCCCAUCCAGGGCAGCAGCCCGGCAUGAUGCCACAGGCACAACCUGGGAUCAUGGGGAACCAGCUCAUGGCUCAACAGCAGCCAAACAUUCAACAAGGGAUGCCAGUGGACCAGGCCAACCAGCAGGGCAUGGUGCCAGUUCCCCAGGGAAUGGUUGGGGGCCAGCCAGUCCCCCAGCUGCCGCCGAACAUGGUGCCCAUGAAUCAGCCUCCGGGCAUGAUGUCAGCUCAGCCUGGGAUCAUGGUGACUCAGCCCGACGGCCCAUCUCAGCAGCAGCAGAGACCUCAGUUAAUGAUGGGUCCGCAAGGAAUGGUUGUGGCUCCCGGUCACCCUGGCAUCAGGGGUCCACAGGCCCAGCUUACUCUGCAACAGCAAAACAUCUUAGCCCAGCGAAUGAUAUCUCAGCAGCAGAUGCAGCAGCAGCAACAGAUGGCACACCGACAGCAGUCCCAAGGCCUCAUCAAUCAACCCAACCAAGAUCAGAGGACCUCCCAACCUUCAACGCCGCAAAUGUGCUCCUCCCCUUCUGCAGGGAGCAUCACUCCCCAGCAACAGGGCGGUACAGAGGGUCUGCAGCAGGCCUUCCAACCAGACCCACAGAACCCAGGCCUUAAAGAAAGAGCAAUGCUCACCCCAGCUCCCAGAACCACAUUACAGCAGAGUGGGCCUCCGGCUGCCAGUCCAAUGGUUCAACAGGAUCUACAGGGGAGCAACAUAUGGAAUUGGCAGCAGCAACAACAACAGCAGCAGCAAAAUCCAUCUUACACACUUCAGAACCAACCCGCCGGCAUGGCUCCUCAUGGUCCACCCCAGUCUGCUCUGGUCAACAUCAAGCAGGAGCGGCAGCAGAUGGAUGUCUCAACUUCACAGCAGCAGCAGCAGCAACAACAUGCGGUUCAGAAUGUCCCGCAGCAGUCCCAAGAUCCCGGCCCCCUGCAGCAUGACGGAAUUGGCCCGGUCCAGAAUGUCAUGGGCCAGAACCCGGGUCCGAUGCAGCCGCAGCCGGCCCUGAUGGGUCAUCCCCCCCAGCAGCAGGCCCUCAUGGCGCAGCAGCAGAAGCAACAGGCCAUGAUGGGCAUGAUGAGGGCACAGCAGCCGGGCAUGAUGGUCCAGAGGCCGGGCGCGCCCCCGGGACAGAUCCGCAUGCCCAACAUCAACAUCCAGGCCAUCAUCGCUCAGAAUCCCCAGCUCCGCAACCUCCCCCCGAACCAGCAGAUCCAACACAUCCACGCCAUGAUCGCCCAGCGCCAGCAGCAGCAGCAGCAGCAGCAGGGCCAGAUGAUGAGGAUGUCCAUGGCCCAGGGCCAGCCGGGUCAGAUGAGGCCUCAGAUGGCGCCGGGCCAGCUCCACCAGGGGGACCAGCGGAUGGCGGGUCCCGACGGACAGCCGAUGCAGUUUGCUGCUGUGGGUAAACCCGGAGCGGUGGGUCCUCCCCAGCCGGGUGUGUUGGGACAGCAGCCCGGGAUGCCCUCUCAGAUCCUGCAGGGGAUGAUGGUCCCGGGGCAGCCGCCGCAGCAAGUGGGGCAGAUGAUGCAGCAGAUGAGCCGGGGUCAGAUGCCGAUGGUGCGGUUGCCGAUGGACCCCAGUCGUAUGGUGAGGCCCAUGUCUCCGCACCAAUCCCUCCCCAGCUCCCCUGGGGACCCCCAGCGCCACGCCAUGGCUCAGGCGCUGGGGAUGUGUCCGCCCACACCCAACCAUCAACAGCAGCAAGCGCACAUGGUCGCGGCGGCGGGCCGAAUGCCGGGUUCCCCGUCCCAAGCGGGGUCUCCAAGAGGACCCUCCUUCACGAGGAUGGACAGCAGCCCCGCCACCCCCGGGACACCGCACUCCACCCACGUUCCUUCCCCGUCGCAAGCCGAGGGCGGCGCCGGCAGAGGGAGUCCUUACAGCCAGGUCAGGGCGUCCCCGCUCCGGUCCCCCGGCGCCAAGAGCCCCCAUCACUACCCAGGGCUGAAGGCAGAGCCGCACUCCUCCGCUAAUGACACGUCCCAGACCCCCUCGGUGCCCCUCAACGGGCCGCAGCAGGAGGAGCGUCUCCAGCAGCAUCUCCCGCCAAAGGCCUCGGCGGGCCACGGCCCUCAGCCCGGCGCCAGGGAGGGGGCCCUGUGCCGGAUGACUCUCCAGAACAUCAAGCAGGAGCCCGGGGAGAUGCAGUGUGACAGCGGCUCACCGGCGGGCGCCCACCCCGGGGCGAUAAAGAGGGAGGCCCCUCUGGAGCUCAUGAACUGCGGCCACCCUUCUGGCUUCAUCAACGCAGAGAACAUGGGCGGGGACCCGGGCACGCUGGGCCGAUCGGAAACGGGACAGCAGCUACUCCAGAAGCUCCUGAGGACCAAGAACCACUUGGCGGCCCAGAGGCCCUCCGAGGGGAUCCACAACGAGAUCAACGGCCACAUCAACAGCAAGCUGGCCAUGCUGGAGCAGAAGCUACAGGGAACCCCGCGCAACAUGGAGGACCUGCAGUCCAUCACUAAAAAGACUCCUCUGGCCAAGGCCAAACGUACCAAUAAGCCGGGCGGGGAGCGAGGGCCCAACCCUCGGAAGAAGAACAAGAAAGAGGAUGUUGGAAAGAGUGCUGAGGCCCUGAUGAAACAACUGAAACAGGGCCUCUCUCUGCUGCCUCUCAUGGAGCCCUCCAUUACCGCCAGCCUUGACCUGUUCGCGCCCUUCGGCAGCAGCUCGGCCAAUGGCAAAGCACCCCUCAAAGGCUCUUUUGGAAACGCAGUGUUGGACAACAUCCCCGACUACUACUCACAGCUGCUCACCAAGAGUAACCUCAGCAACCCCCCCACGCCCCCGUCCUCCCUCCCCCCGACGCCCCCACCAUCGGUGCAGCAUAAGCUGCCCAACGGGGUCACUGCGGGGGAGGAGCUGGCCGACACUCGGAAGCAGGCCGAGACCACCGAAGACACUAUGGAUCCCGUCAGUCAAGAGGUGAAGAGCGUGGACAUCCUGGCUGCUCUCCCAACUCCACCGCACAACCAGAACGAGGACAUCAGGAUGGAGAGUGACGAUGAAGACGCCUCGGAGAGCAUCGUCCAGGCCUCGUCCCCGGAGAGCGCCCUGGGCGACGCCAUGGCCCGCUUCCCCUGUCUCCGGGAGCCCAAAGAGGAGGAGACGGAGCGGGCCAUAUCCCCCAUCAUCCCCCUCAUCCCGCGCAGCGCUAUCCCAGUUUUCCCUGAGAUCAAGCCAUUCGAGGCCACCGACAGCAAGGCCGUUUCCACGUCAAACAACUGGGACAGCUCCAAAAACAACGAGGUCUCCGUCACUUUCAUGCUGUCCUCCGCCGCAGCCAAGAACCUGAACCACAUGAUGGUGGCCAUGGCCCAGCUGCUUCACAUCAGGAUGCCCGGGUCCUACGAGGUGACCUUCCCUCCGACCCCGGGAACACCUGGAGCCGCCGGGCCAGGUAAUGCCCCUGAACAGCCAGGCGACGGCGGUACACACGACGGGCCCUCGGUGAGCCAGGACGACUGGCUGAGGCAGUUUGACGUGACGCUGCCAGGGUGCACGCUCAAGAAGCAGGUGGACGUCCUCGCCCUCAUCAAGCAGGAGUUCUCUCAGCAGCAGGACAAACCAGCGCAGCACUGCUACACCACCAACGUCAACGACCUGGACGUGCGCCACCUGCCCGUCAUCCCGGUGGAGGAGUCCCCGCCCCCUUCCCCCUCGCCUCCCCCGCCCCCGUCGGAGCCCGCCCCCGUACCGGAGGAGGAAGAGGAGGCGACGGCGGACACCAAGCCGCCCUCCGUCCCCCUCGCGGCGGUUCACAUCAAGACGGAGCCGGAGCCGGAGGCCGUGGCCCCGCCCGCCGACUCAGCUGAGAGGCCUGAGUCUGAGGGUCCUGAGGCCGCCGAGGCUUCGUCCGCCGGCGACGCCCCCGCUGACCCUGCUGACCCCCCGGCCCCCGACCCCGCCACUCCCAGGGUAGACCCCCCGGUCCCUAAAGAGGAGCCCACCGGCCCCGACGAGCCCGCCCAGACCCCCGGCAUCUCGCCCGAGCACGCCAUGGAGGUGGAGCCGGCCAAGCCGCCGGCCAAGCAGCAGCAGCGGCGGCCCUACUCCCCGGACGAGGCGGCGGUGCAGCCGCGGCCCAAGAAGUGGAAGGGCGUGCGCUGGAAGCGGCUCCAGCUCGUCAUCACCAUCCGCAAGGGCGGCUCCAAGAAGGAGAACCACCGCGAGGUGUCGGAGCUCAUGGAGCGGCUGCGCGUGGCGCUGCGGCCCGACCGGCUGCCGCGGGACAAGCGCAAGUGCUGCUUCUGCCACGAGGAGGGCGACGGCGCCACCGACGGCCCGGCGCGCCUCCUCAACAUCGACGUGGACCUCUGGGUGCACCUCAACUGCGCGCUGUGGUCCACGGAGGUGUACGAGACGCAGGGCGGCGCCCUCAUCAACGUGGAGGUGGCGCUGCGCCGGGGCCUGCGCACGCUCUGCGCCUACUGCCAGAAGACGGGCGCCACCAGCAGCUGCAACCGGCUGCGCUGCCCCAACGUCUACCACUUCGCCUGCGCCGCGCGCGCCCGCUGCAUGUUCUUCAAGGACAAGACCAUGCUGUGCACGCAGCACAAGCUGAAGGGCCCCAGCGAGGAGGAGCUGGGCAGCUUCUCGGUGUACCGCCGCGUCUACAUCGAGCGCGACGAGGUCAAGCAGAUCGCCAGCAUCCUGCAGCGCGGCGACCGCUUCCACCUGUUCCGCGUGGGCGGCCUCAUCUUCCACUCGGUGGGCCAGCUGCUGCCCUCCCAGAUGGCCAGCUUCCACUCGCCCACCGCCAUCUUCCCCGUGGGCUACGAGGCCACGCGCAUCUACUGGAGCACGCGCGUGCCCAACAAGCGCUGCCGCUACCGAUGCCGCGUCAACGAGCAGGACAGCCGGCCCUUCUUCGAGGUGCGCGUGCUGGAGCACGGCAUGGAGGACCUGCACUACAGCGACACCACGCCAGAGGGCAUCUGGGACCGAGUGGUUCAGCAGGUGGCCAAGCUGCGGGACGAGUCGGCCAUGCUGAAGCUGUUCGCCGACCGGGUGAAGGGAGAGGAGAUGUACGGCCUCACCAUCCACGCUGUCAUGCGCAUCACUGAGUCGCUGCCCGGAGUGGAGAACUGUCAGAACUACCAGUUCCGCUACGGCCGGCACCCUCUCAUGGAGCUCCCUCUCAUGAUCAACCCGAGUGGCAGCGCCCGCUCAGAAGCCAAGGUCCCCACCCACUGCAAGAGGCCGCACACCCUCAACAGCACCAGCAUGUCCAAGGCCUACCAGAGCACCUUCACGGGCGAGACCAACACGCCCUACAGCAAGCAGUUCGUCCACUCCAAGUCGUCCCAGUACCGCCGGCUGAAGACAGAGUGGAAGAACAACGUGUACCUGGCCCGCUCGCGCAUCCAGGGCCUGGGGCUGUACGCCGCCAAGGACCUGGAGAAGCACACCAUGGUCAUCGAGUACAUCGGUACGGUGAUCCGCAACGAGGUGGCCAACCGGCGGGAGAAGAUCUACGAGGAGCAGAACCGUGGCAUCUACAUGUUCCGCAUCAACAACGAGCAAGUGAUCGACGCCACGCUGACCGGCGGACCGGCACGCUACGCAAAUCACUCGUGUGCACCCAACUGCGUGGCAGAGGUUGUGACCUUUGACCGAGAGGACAAGAUCAUCAUCAUCUCCAGUCGCCGGAUCCCCAAAGGAGAAGAGUUGACCUACGACUAUCAGUUCGACUUCGAAGACGAUCAGCACAAGAUCCCCUGCCAUUGCGGAGCCUGGAAUUGCCGAAAGUGGAUGAAUUGACGGGGGAGGAGCGAGACGAAGAUAGAGGGAGAGCAGUGCACUCUCAUUGGUGCCAGGACACUGCUGCGCCAAAGCCUUGGAAUAGCCAGCGCAUAAGCUGUUGUGAGAGACAUGGUGGUACCCAAGUGUUGACACCCGUAGCCAAAGGUUUGGAAAGCAUUAACUGUUGAAGCAACCGACCACCUCCACUAACACAAGCCUGAUGCUGGGACGCUCAGCUGGGACUAGGAGGACGAGCCCUUCCUCUGCCAAACCCAGAUCCCAACCCACAACCCCCCUCCCGACUCCACCCUGCACCUUUCUACUGCUCAAUCUCAAUAAGCUCUUGAAAAUCGCUGCAAGAAAAUCCUCAAUAUUUACCAAAUGACUCUGACCCUACUGUUCUGUCUCUCAAUACUAGUAGUGCGAAGCUCGGUCAGACUGCUGGAAGUUACACGACAAAAAGCCAUCUUCAAGUACUAAGAAUGAACUAAUGUUUUUUUUAUGUUUUAAGUCGGACCUAUUCCCCCUUACCACCUCCCCUCUCCUUCCAACUCCUGGGAUAAUUGAAAUGAAUAAAACAUGAGACACUUUUCCCAUCAAGACAUCAAUGAAGACACCGUGGAUAUUGGCUAGACAAUCCUGUUGUGGCUCUCUGUAGAGCUGCAUGCGAUCGAUGGAUAAGAUGUAAGUUGAUAUGCUAUUGAUAUACUAUUGACCCGUUUGGAGUCUAACGGUGGGUUAGUUUGGACCCAGUCUACCUCAUCCAUUUUAUUGGGAAGUGACUGCUUUGUAUAAAACUAAACAAACUGUUAACUGCUACUGUGGGAGGGGAGGGGCGGGUCGGAGGGCCUCUCGGACAAGCAGGGAAACUAUAGCAGCCGGUUUGCUCUUAUCUACUCUAUGCUGAUGAUGACUAUUUACAAUAAUGAGCCAACAUAUUAUCCAUGAAUUAUUUAUACAGAGAAAUUAUAUGACCGUUUUGAUAAGAUUAUUGCAUUAAGUUCACAAUCAAGCAAGCUUUCAGGGGUCCUAUAUGCUACCAGAUAGACCUGUCUUUUCAUCUUGAAUUUGUAUUUUUUUUCUUCUUUUUUUUCCACAACCUGCUCUUUCUAUUUAUGCAUCGGACAUCCAGGCUUUGAGGUGUGAAAGCACAAUGACACCCACCUUACUAUGAGUUGCUUCCACGUGGAGUUAUGGGUGUAAGCGGGUGGGCCCCUCAGUUUCAGGGUCAUGCUCCGUCUUACCUUACACACACACAUACAGACACAGACACAGACACCAACACACACACAUACACACAUACACAACCCCCAUCCCGCCCCAAAUGAAGGAAAUGCGUGCUGGUGGCUUCCCCCGCAGAUCCUCCACUUGUGUCCCGCUCCAUUCAUGUUUUAGUUGUGUUCCAGUAAUUCCACAGCCUCUCCACUCCUCCACCUGAGACCUGGCCCACCUCGCUCUCUCUACCACAGCGUGGACUGUUGUACAACUUUACUGUAGAGAGUCUUCUCUGCCGGGGCCGAGCGUGUGUCUGCGUUCCUUUUGUGCUUUUUUUCUAGUGGUGGUCGAGUCUUCUUGAGGUCGGCAGCUGGCAGUGGAAGACUCGUUUUAAAAAGGGCAUUUGUUGUCAGUUCUUUGUAUAAAAAAAAAAAAGAUGUAAAAAUGAACGACAAAAUUAAAUAUUUAAGUAAGGGAGCUUUGCUGAAACUCCUGAUAUCCCAUGUUAUGCGGUUUCCUCUUCCCCUUAACCUAAGACCUCACAGAAUUAAAAAUGCAAGUGUGUGUGUGUCUGUGUGUGUGUGUGUGUGUGCGCGUGUGUGUGUGUGUGUGAGAAACCCACAGUAGGGGACAGCAAACUUUAUCCAAAACAUUUUUAAUCAAUAAAUUCAAGUGUAGAGAAAUAAAAAUUGAUGUAAAUUUCAACCACUGGAUAUCAUUUUAUCAUGAAGAUAAAGAUGUAUGUAUAUAAAUAUAUGUAAAAUGGCAAACUAAUAUCUUUAUGUUUAUGAACCAGAGUGUUUUUUGCAUUUACCUGUUUUUUCUAUUAGUGAUUUUUAAGCUUUCAAAGACGAGUUUGGUUUUCUCCAGUCAAUUGGAAUGAGAAGCCAAAGUAAUUAGGACGUUGUUUGCUAACGGAUCCGCGUGGAGAAUCAUGAUGAUUAGAUGUAAAAUCACUUGCAUAAAAGCAGUACAAUGGUGCAUAGCAUUUGUGUAUUUAUGUAAUGUUCUCGUUUUGUUUUUAUUUAUGCUACUGCUUGUUGAUUACCAAAACUUUUCCCUUAGUUGGUCUCAAUUGGAUAAGUAUAAUCUAUGAAUGGAAAAAUUCAAGUUCCUUAGGGUAGUACUGUUCUAGUGUUUUUGCUUUUUCUAUUUUCCAUUUUUCAGAUCCUCCCUAUAGAAGUGAAUGUGUUGAGAUAUAUAUAUAUAUAUCGUGAAAUGUUUGCUUGGCCUAAUGUAUGUUAUGUUAUACUCAAAUUUAAUCCCGUAUUUACCAGAUAAUGGAUUGCACUCUCAGUAUGAACAGAGUACUUCUCUAAAGUGGUAGAUCAUGAGGUAGUGAUAUAUAUAUAUAUAAAUAUAUUUUGGUAUGUUUCUACUCGAAGGGAAGACAUUCAAUACAAUGCCCCUCACUGGAUUUUAGGCUCAAUGAUUUUUACCUUCUCUGAAUUCUUAAUUUAAAUUCUCUGCGUAUCUUAUAAUUUAAGAUUGCUCAAAUUGUUUGUUUUUUAAACCUAAACAACUUUUUAAAAAAAGGUGUGCAUCUGUACAGCAGAGACUUCUAGGGACGAUGAAUAAAUGAUCAUUUUUAUUAUAUGUGGCAUGUUUUGUAUGGAUAUUAUUUUCAACUGUAAAUAUUUUUUGAUGAAGCCAGAGGAUGCAUCUUUAUAUACAGCUUUCCCCACCCCCUUUCCCAACAUCUAAUUUCCUGUUUGCUUUUAUUUCUUGUAAAAGGAAAAUAAAAUGCAUUUUAAAUAUUUGCCCAUUGUUGAGAAAUGCACUACAUUUCCUGAAACAUUCCUGCGUGUGUCUCCUGAUACUUUAUUGCAGACACGGACCUGAAGAACUAGCCUGGCACCGCCCACCUACCUACUUCCGCUCAAUUUUCAUUUCACUUCUGUACAAAUGAAAUGAAGUACGAUGGUCUGGUAGGACCAGGCUAAGAUAUAGUUCACCCUCUUUUCUGUUAUUAAACCAAUUUAUUUUGCGGGCGGUGCAGAGGAUGUCGGCAGAAGAAACCCUGAAGAUGGAGUAAACACCGGCCAUUACAUUUGAUAUCAUAUUCAACUCAAUAUGUCAAGCACUGAAACUUGCAUUGAAAGCUGGAAUGUGUUCCUUUGAUUAGUAUUCUACCGGUGAAAGUGUUUAUUUAUAUGGCUUAUGUUGUUAGGACCAGUUUCCUCUACGGAUUGCCCUAUCCAUGAACAUAGUCUUAUCGGAGUGUAGCCUACUUAAUGGUGAUAAACUCACCAAUAUUGCACCGCUACGGACAGUUUGGGUCUCUGUGUCGGUAUACCUUUGGUUUCACAAAAGUCAACAUUUCUCAAGAAAAACUCUGACGAAUGACAGCGGUGUUGAGCUGUAAGAAAACCUGCUCUCAGAAUCUGACUGUUCCUUAACUCGUUGACCCCCCAAGAUCUCAAUAACAUUGUAUUAUAUCUUUAAUUAAAGAAAAUACAUUUUUCGAGCGAUAUGAUUGGUCGAAAAAAUUACCUGGU
Molecule: messenger RNA, 20745 nt
Organism: Gadus chalcogrammus (walleye pollock)
Lineage: Eukaryota; Metazoa; Chordata; Actinopteri; Gadiformes; Gadidae
Gene: kmt2d
Product: lysine (K)-specific methyltransferase 2D
Biological process (GO): positive regulation of transcription by RNA polymerase II
Cellular component (GO): nucleus; MLL3/4 complex
Molecular function (GO): histone H3K4 methyltransferase activity; histone binding; transcription coactivator activity
Source: RefSeq, a predicted model, not a curated record